AUGUCGCAGCCCUUGAAAAGGUCAAAAUUAAAUAACAACGAAUCUCAAAAUAUAUUUGUUAAAAAUGAAAAUAGCAUGAGCGUUCAUAACAUUUCGAUGAAUGCAAUAUUGUGUUCAUCUUUAAACUUAGAUAGCAUAUAUAAAUACUUUUCAAAUUGCAUAUAUAACCCGAGGGAGUUCAAGUGCAUGCGCAUUGAUGUUCCAGUGAGUUUAAAGACUGUACAUAAAUAUGUAAAUUAUGUUAAAAAUAAAAGAAAAAAGGAGCAACAGGGUAUAGAGGUGGAGAUUAAUAAGCCGGAAGAUAGUUCAUAUAAGGGGGUAGAUAAUAAUUGUAAGGAAGUAAGUAAUAACUGUGAUAUGCCUUCUGGGGGGAAUACUUCUUUUCCCAUUGAUGAAGGAAAAUGUAGUAUGCCUGACUCUGUACAUGUUAGCAGCACAGCAAAUAUAGCCUCAAGCUCCAAUGCAGAGGUUUCUGCAAGGAAUGACCAUAUUUCUGGUGAAAGCAAUUACAUUAAUUCUGUUAUCGAAAAAAUCAAUGAAAAUUACAAAGACGUAACUGAAAAGCUAGUUAUAAAUGUGUCUAUUUUUUCGAAUGGGAAAAUUAUAUGCACAGGCAAUAAUUCGAUCGAAGCUUGUAAAAUUGCUAUGAAAAAAGUCGAAAAAAAAUUAAAACAAUUAAAUUUUAAAAAUAUAAAACUAAAAAAAAUAACUAUUGCAAACAUCUUAGCUGUGUAUAAUGUGGGCUUCUCAAUUGUUCUACCUCUCUUUGCGCAGUAUUACAAAAGCGUGGACUAUGAUCCCAACGUAUUUCCUGCAUGCAAAGUGAAAAUUGCGCUGACAAAUGAGGACAAAAAAAAUUUAUCUGAAAGGAAGGAGCAAAAUGAGAGCACGUAUGCCUGGUGUAAUGCAAACAAUAAUAUAGACAGUGGUAAGAGUAAAGUGGACAUUGUUUCGGCUAGUAUAUUCUCGACCGGUAAUAUAACCCUAACUGGAGGAAAAAGUUAUGAAAAUUUGCAGAGGUGCAUUGAUAUAUUAUUUCCCUAUUUGAUUAAAAGUAAAUCCCAGCAUUGA
This is a messenger RNA of Plasmodium malariae, 1071 nucleotides long. RefSeq names its product transcription initiation TFIID-like, putative. The transcript has 3 exons. The record is from RefSeq and is a predicted model, not a curated record. Gene Ontology annotation, molecular function: RNA polymerase II general transcription initiation factor activity; DNA binding. Bases 1 to 1071 code for a protein of 356 amino acids. Gene Ontology annotation, biological process: DNA-templated transcription initiation. Lineage: Eukaryota; Apicomplexa; Aconoidasida; Haemosporida; Plasmodiidae.